This is a messenger RNA of Triticum aestivum (bread wheat), 1079 nucleotides long. RefSeq lists its product as uncharacterized. The coding region runs from base 59 to 955 and encodes 298 amino acids. Lineage: Eukaryota; Viridiplantae; Streptophyta; Magnoliopsida; Poales; Poaceae. The record is from RefSeq and is a predicted model, not a curated record. The transcript has 7 exons.
GUGGGUAAAAAUCUCCCAAACCGCUCUUGGGUUGGUCUCUGCGCUGGCUGCCCUCGCCAUGGAGGACGAUGGCCAUCCCGACCCCUACCUUGAUCUUCGCCCUGAAAUCGCCGAGGAGCGGCGGCGCGCUGCUAGACUCGCUCUUGAGCGCCGCCGCCAGCACCGCGAAACCGCUCCUUGUCUGCUCUCGCCGCCGGCUUCCGUCGCCAUGGACGGCGAUGCUCAUCUCGUCUUGUUCCUUGAUCUUCACCCUGAACUCGCCGAGGAGCGGCGGCGCCCCGAACCGUCCUCUUCCCAUAAAACUGAGGUUGAGGAGCAUGCUAGCGAGGUUAGUAGCAGUGAGGGCUCUGUAACUGUGGAUCUGUCAGAAUCCACUGCCCUAGCGAUGAAUGACAUGCCUCAUACACUUCAGUCGACCUAUUGUACCCUUUCUUGUGUUUUAUCCAAUGUGUGUUAUGAUACUGGCAGCAGCGAGACUGAGUCGGAAACUGUGGUAGGGAAGCCCGAAGAAGAAUCAGAUUUUGAUUUGUGUGAAGUUCCCGACGAAGAGAUUAUUCAAAAUGGGAAAAACUGGAUGACUAAGGAGGUGAUGUUGGCAUUCGAAAAAUAUGCUAAAAGAAGUACUAAUCUCACGGGUCUUGACUGGCAGAUUGAGGAAAUUUGUCACCAAUGCUUUAAUGUGGAAUACUAUCACAAAGUUUUCCACCAUUACAAUUUCACUGUAAAGAUUGAGAGCCCUAGGUCAAGUGAUCCCAGAGUGGCAUUGUUCUUCGCCGAAGUGAAAGAGAUAUUUGGAAGAAAAUACUAUUUCUGCUGCCCUCUAGAACCAAAUGAAAAUGGUCAGUGUUAUGCAUGCCAUAACGAAGGAUUUGAUGAUCUAAGGCAUCCAGCUACAGGUGGAUAUGACCAGGGUUCGAUGGAUAUGGCAUUCCCAUUUACUAAUAUGGAUUAUUGAAAGUUGUUGAAUCAUACAGGUUUAGAAUUAGUUCGACUGGUUUGAAUCUAGUAGUCUGGAUCCCACAAUCCAUUUUCAUCUAUGAAUCUUUCAUUAUGGGUCUGAUACUGAGAUUCUGUGCUAA